Molecule: messenger RNA, 3915 nt
Organism: Plasmodium cynomolgi strain B
Lineage: Eukaryota; Apicomplexa; Aconoidasida; Haemosporida; Plasmodiidae
Exons: 3
Coding region: 1-3915 (1304 amino acids)
Source: RefSeq, a predicted model, not a curated record
AUGGGAAAGGAAACCCUGAGUAAUAUGGGCACCCUCAAAAAAAAACAGAAGCUGGACGAGGAGUUGCUCGAAAUAAUUAUUUAUAACAUAUUAUCGCUAACCAUUGUCAACGGCGAAUUAAGUAAAACCUCCGCGAAAAAUAAAGUAAUCGAUUCAAUCAUUGUAAAAAAUGUGGAUUACAUUCUGAACAACUGUUUUUUCCUCUCCUUGGGGAACAUUCAAAAAUUGCUUUUCGUGAUCGACUUGAUAUUGAACGAUGAGGGUGUGUACUACGAAUUUGGCAAAGUCCGCCAAAGGGAAAAUGCAGGAACUGGGAAAAAUGCGGAAAUUCUGAAAAUCGAGGAAGCUCCGAUCUGCAAAAGUAGCACAGUUGGCGCUGCUGGGGUGGGCACCAUGGAAAGCCGUAUCGCACGUGCCCCUGCAAACGAUGACUCGAGCGGCAAAGUCGAUUUCGAUAGAAUGCAAAGGCGUGCAAGGAAAGAGGCGCGGGUAAAUAGAACCGAUGCUACAAGCUUUACCGAUAGGUAUAGCCUGAACAAUUAUAUUAAGGACAUUUUCCUGUACAUAGAAGAAAAAAACAUCUAUCUUAGUUUAUUUCAUUUUAAUUAUAUAUUUAAAAAUAGCGCAGAUUACCAGCAGUUUUUCCUGCGAAGGUAUCAAAGUUACACGUUCAAGACGUUCUCCAGGGAUGUUAUGGCGUUAGCAGGGGGAGGAAAUGGGUCCAGGCGGCAAGCAGGGAAGCUCACCUUGAAGCGCACCCGCAACAGCGGCCAUUCUACAAGGGACCACACAAGUUCAGUCUCAGCAACCAGUAACGGUGCAACCACAACGCGUGGUGCAAAACGGACUAAUGCAGCAACAUUCAUUCCCGACAUCGCUAAGAAAGCAAACAAUGCAAAUGCUCAAAAUAGUAACAAUUAUAAAAGUGGGAACGAAUCGGAGGGGGGAAAUACGGAAUACGUUCCAUAUGACCUUAUAAGUAGAGAAAAGAUAAAAAAAUUAUAUAAAUAUAAAAAGCACAAAUGCAAACUGAUUGAGAACAAUAAUUUUGUAACUAAAAAAUCGUACAUACCUAUUAAUUUGUUUCCUAAUAAUAAUUUACACGUAAGUAAUAUAAAAUUUCAAACCCUAUCAUCAAGCAUACGUGUAAAGGUGCACUUGCUCAUUCUGUUCACCAACUUGAUCCUAAUUUUCGAUUUGUUUAACUCGUCCUUGUAUCCAUGGGUGUAUAAAUUUAUUUCUUUUCUUCUAAAUGUACUGAACAAUUUUAAUUGUAAAUUUUACUACUAUUUGGAUAAUUCAUCAUUACUGUCCCAUUUUAAUAAAGAAAAAUUGUUCAUACUUAAUAAGAGCACGUGGGAUCACAAAUUUGUAACAAAGGUGAGCGAUGUCAAUCGGGUUAGCAUCUCAAAUAGUGCAGAUAGCCUAACUGCAAAGGGGUCCUCCAUUUUAAAAAAAAUUGUGCAAAAAAAUGCCAAGAAGGAUAACAGAAUUAAUAUAAAUUUCCCCUAUACCAAUUGCGGUCAUAUUGAAAUCUACGAUAAUGACAAAAAGACGAAUGCGAAGAAACUUUAUUUCCACCACUUUGUUUCUGUUCAAAUUUUGAAAUACUACUCCGUUUUGUCCCUAUACGAGAUUGAGAACUUGUAUAAAGGCAUUUUAUCCUGUCUGCUCGGAGAUAUGUACAACAGGACGAUCACCGCUAUUUGCAUGUUCGAAAGGGAAGGAAACCACUACUCCGUUUCGCCCCCAAGUAGGAACAACACCCACUUUAAAAAUAAGUAUUUAAAAAACAACAACGUCGAUUUGUAUAGUUUAAUUGGAGAACUUGCCAAACUGAGAUGCAAUAACAGAAGUGAAGAGGUAGUUAUAAAUGCCCUACGAUAUCUUUAUCUGUUCGUUCUGUUUAAUUAUAUUACAAUUUUAAGGAAUUUUUCGAUCGUUCAUGAGGUUUUUGCGGAAGGAGAUCAAGCCCUUCCCUGUGCGGAGGGGGAGGAAGUCAAUGUGGAUAAUUACUUCGAUAGAAAAAACGUCAAUGCGGAUAACUGCUGCGAUGGAAAGAACACACAUAUGGAUGGAUGCCGAGAGGCCGCUGCUGCGAGGAAAAAUCGGGAGGCUCCACAACUCAGCGACGUGGCCAACCUAGCCAACCAAAUUAACUCGUUCGUAAGCGAGAACCACAUAAGGCUAGAACUGCAAGAAUUUUGCAAAGGCACCCAAGUGUCAGAGGGGGUAAAAACGAAUUCAUAUUUCAGGGGGAGUCUAAUUACAUUGCCGUUUUAUGUCAACCUGGGCGGGUGUCAGAUGAUAGACCAGGUUGGAAAAGUAGAAAAAUUGAAUCGGGUCAGCGAUGCUGUAAAUGAGUUCGAUGAUUGGUUCGCUAAUUGGCCCGCUAAUUGGUCCGCUAGUUGUCCCGCUAAUUGGUCCACUAGUUACCACGAAGAAAUCCCCCGGGGUGAGUACCCCCCCAAGGGGGAAGCAACGGGGCAAAAAAAAACGAUCCCCAUCGCGCACAAGUGCAAAAAGAUAAUACAAAAAAGAAUAACAAAAUUGUUAAGUAGAAAUCCCCAUUUGAUGUUCCAUUUCACUCGAUAUGCCCCCCUUUUUGCAAGCACCUUGGCUGAUAUACUAAAAAAGAAUAACUAUUUCCUGUACCAAAAUGAUAGCUACCGUUUUGCCGUCUGCAUCAAUUACCUUUACAUGCUUUACGAAGAAGUGAAUGAACAUGUCAUUCGAGAUUUGUAUGACAAAGUUAUCCUAGUUAUAAAAAAUGGGUUCUACACACAUAUUAGUAAAAUAAUCAUAAUAUAUAUUUUUUCCUUUUUUUUAAACAAAAAAUACAUUUUGAAUUUGUGCGAAAGGGGUAUUAAUCAGUUCUUUCCUUCUUUUUCCGACUCGAAAGAUUUAGCAAUUAUCAAGUAUUAUUUUGUUCUAAAAUUUGUGCACUAUAGGCCUAUACCUAUCAAGUUGGAACAGGUACACAAAAAUUUGUAUACCUAUCACAACUAUGCAGUCGUGGGGGAAACUACUAAGAAUGGAAACCCAUGGGGUAGUGAAUUUUCCCUUUGGAAGGACCACUCCUUAGGAAAGAUACCCUCACAAAAAAAUCCAUCAUGCAAGUGCACUUAUGAAGUAAGAACUGAAAGCACCCCUUUCGGAGAAGAACAAAGUAGUGACCAUGGAAGGAAUCGCCCCUUCGGUGCACAAUCACGAUGUUGUAAAAAACAAAUUAAGCAAAACUCACCUUUAGAGGAAAGGUCCAAUUUGGUAUGCACCAAUCAGUGGAAACGUGACUGCAACACAUGCGGAGAAAAAUUGCAAAAGACGAGGUUGCGCUUGAAGUUCGACCCCAGAGAAAGCAUUUCACAGUUAGGAGUGGCUAGCAGAAGAGAAGAAAAAGAAAAAGAAAAAAAAAACUCUAGUGAGAGAAGCCUGCAGUGUUAUAUAAACUCUCUUUGUCGUAAAAGAGCGAAUGUGAAUCACGCCAAAGGAACCAAAUCGAUUGACAAUCUCUCAAAAGAGUGUUCCAAACAUAGCAUCAGUAUUGAAAACCCAUUGGAAGAAGAUCACUCCGGGUACACUUCACCAGGCAAGAAGAAUUCGAUCCAUGAGAAAAAAAUAUACUUUCUUAUAUUCGCGUACCAUCUCUUAAAAUGCAGUAGUCAAUCUAGGGAGUCAAAGCAAAGGCUAAAGGUGGAACUGCUCCAUAUGCUAAUAUCCAACAUGAGCUCAGUUCACAUAAUCCAUUUUAUGUUACAUUAUUUGCAUGAGAAAAAAGAUUUGCAAUUAUUCUGCGCUAUCCAAAAUGGGGUGUUAAGUUGCUUAAUGAAAAUGAAGCCAAAUUAUAAGCUCAUCAAUUUUCUGGCAUUCUUUUUUUACCUGCUUAAAAUCAAAUAUACAAUAAGGCCAUUAUGA